Messenger RNA from Cutaneotrichosporon cavernicola, 1449 nucleotides. RefSeq lists its product as uncharacterized. NCBI's taxonomy places the organism in Eukaryota, Fungi, Basidiomycota, Tremellomycetes, Trichosporonales, Trichosporonaceae. The coding region runs from base 1 to 1449 and encodes 482 amino acids. The transcript has a single exon. The record is from RefSeq and is a predicted model, not a curated record.
AUGGACCAGCCAGUCGUCCAGACCUCGCACGGCACUGUGCUCGGCACCACUACUGACGGAAUCACUAGGUUCCUCGGCAUCCCGUAUGCGGACGCCGAGCGGUUCGAGUCGCCAACCCCCACAUCAUGGGAGGGUGAGCUGGACGCGACCUUGUUCGGCCCACCCAGCCCACAACGACCCUACCCCAACCGACUAGGGGACCUGCUUGCGCCAGUCCCCGGCCUCCCAUCCGAGUGUCGUGACGACAUCCUGCGCCUGAACAUCUGGGCCCCGCUGCGGCUGCCAUCCUCAUCACCACCCCUCUCCUCCACCUCCCACCCAUCCUCAGCACCACCCCUCUCCCCCACCUCCCACCCAGUCCUCCUCUGGCUACACGGUGGCGCCCUCGAGCGCGGCUCUCCCGCGCAACCAGGAAAUUCUGGAGUCGCCUUUGCCCGCAAUGGCAUCGUCUUCGUCUCGCCCACUUACCGCUUGGGAGUGGAGGGCUGGUCAUCCUUUGCCCCGAAUCUGGGACUCGAGGACGUGGCCGCCGCUCUGCAGUGGGUGUAUAACAAUAUUGGCGCGUUUGGCGGCGACCCGAACCGCAUCUCUGUAAAAGGUGAAAGCGCGGGCGGUGUUCUCACUGCCUGCCUCCUAGCAAAAGAAAACACGCUGCCGUUAAUCUCACGCGCAAUCAUCAUGUCGGCGCCGUUGCAAGUCGAACCUUCCUGCACGGCCACGAGGGGCGUUGCGAAACAGCUCAACAUCCCAGAGACUAAAGAGGCGUUCAUGACCAAGAGCGUGGCACAAGUCCUCGAUGCACGCGCAAGACAAGUGUCGAUACAGGGAGAUAGCGUGCUCUCUGGCGCGCCGAUCUUUCGCGUCGUCCUCGACCCCCCUACCCUCCCCACCUCACCCCACCUCAUCCUCCCUGCUCUCAAGAUACCAAUCAUGAUCGGCACCACCACGGAAGAGUACAAGCUCUUCCUCUCUCCCUCUGAACUAGAGGAUAUUGGCUGGCUCAAGCUCUACGGCGCGGGAUGGUGGCUUGGUGGUCUGAGGGCUGUGCGUGCGCUCUGGACACAUUUUGCGAGUUAUGGCGAGGUGUUUGGACAACUGGUUAGUGAUGUGGGGAUGCGGAAGCCUGCCGACUCGCUCGCCAGCGCUAGGCAAGAGGGAGAAACGUGGGUGUACGAGUUCGCCCAUGCUGGCCCACUUGGCGCGGCACAUGCCACUGAACUGCCCUUUGUCUUUGACGCUCUGGCGUCACCUGACGGGCUUGCUUUUGGGGGCGGGCCACAGGAGCUCGCGGAAGAGAUGCACGCUGCGUGGGUGCGGUUCGUGAAAGGCGAAGCGCCAUGGGAGGCGUAUGGGACGGAGAGGAUGGUCAGGGUGUUUGGCGGAGACGCAAAUGAGUGGGCGCGUACCCACCGGGUGCGCCGAGCAGAUGUGCUCGACGCUCUACCGUAA